This is a messenger RNA of Symsagittifera roscoffensis, 2379 nucleotides long. Its product is annotated as ecdysone-induced protein 74EF-like. Lineage: Eukaryota; Metazoa; Xenacoelomorpha; Acoela; Convolutidae. The coding region runs from base 879 to 1889 and encodes 336 amino acids. Gene Ontology annotation, molecular function: sequence-specific DNA binding; DNA-binding transcription factor activity, RNA polymerase II-specific. Gene Ontology annotation, biological process: cell differentiation; regulation of transcription by RNA polymerase II. Gene Ontology annotation, cellular component: nucleus. The transcript is spliced from 5 exons. The record is from RefSeq and is a predicted model, not a curated record.
AGGUUCUAUCAUUAUUAGCUGCUUUAUAAUUACUGUCAACUUAACAAUACAAACAAAUUACACUUUAUUUUUAAAAUAAAUCUGACUCCGCUGUUAAUUGAAAACGUAGCCGUUUGUUUUAGCUACCACAAAGGACCCCUCCGUAAAUACAUCUACCCACGUCUUGUCCCCAAUUUCAAACUAAUUCCUCUUUUUAAAAAACAGUUGAUUGAAAAGUUAUAAACAAGCCAAGGCAUUUUCUGACAAUCAGUAGAGCUGCGUAAUACUUUCAGUUGUUUAGAAGCUGAAUGCUCAUUACUGGUAAUUGCAGUACGCUUGUCUUCAACUAGUCACGGACGGGCCAACAACAAAAACUACAAUCAUCAUCAUAUCAUUCAGUUCAUAUCUAUACCAUCGGGUAGAGGAAAAGAAACAAAACUAAAUCAACGUAAGACCAAAUCAACUUGGCCUAUUCGGACUUUGAGAGCAAACAAAAAUAAACCAAACUGACUUGCUUUGAGCGGAGUCACAGCGCUUGUCUAGCAUAGCGGCGAUUUGAAUCCGAACCCGAGCUAAUCGCAAAAAUAACCUAAACACAAUCCAAUCAAGAAACGAAUCGCCUAAUCAACUAAACACCAAGCCAGCAUAUCAUCAUAACACACCUCUGUCCUCUAUGCUCUCAGAAUACAUUACGGUGACCAAGUAAAUAUAUAAAACCAGAAAUCAAGUCAAGUCACAAACUAGAACUGUACUGUAGUAAACUAUCUCUAGCUCGUUCGGCCAUCACUUUUCUUUCUCAGUUGACUGAACGCGUUUGCUGUGUUGGUGUUCACAUUUUACAACAGUGGUCGAUGACUUCUUCAGUCAGCCACUUGUUUCCAAUUGUUGAUUGAGAGGACAUGGCUAGCAGAGAACUUCCACUGAGCCCGAGCUUGUGGUCGAACGAAGACAGUCAACUCGCUACUUCAUUCGGAAUUGCAGACAAGGAAUUCUCGGAGAUACGAUACUAUACCGAAAAAGGGUUCAACGGUCCAUUCAACUUCUCUUCUUUCGUAAGACAAUCUCAGGAUUUGAACAAUAACAACCCAAUUUUCGUGUACAACAUGCAAAUGCAACACAACAAUGUCCAACAGUUGAAUCACGUAGUUGGUAUGCACUUAAAGACUAACGAGGUGAUAAAGCCAGAGGAUUACCAUUACUGGUACGAGGAAUACAGACGCUACGAGCAAAAACAUAGUCCCCCCUGCCAUCAAAGUCACCCCGGCGGAAUCAUGGAGUCCAAUUUCGAGUUCUCCCCGAGCGAACAAUCAGGUACACACUUUCAUAUGGCGAACACUGCCUACCAAGUUGUGAAUACAGCAGCUCCCCCAGCUCACAUGAUUUCAUCUCCACUUGAACACGUCAUGGAAGCAGCACAUGCUCUGGAAUCGCCGGUGUUGUGUGCCAGUGAUUCUGACAGCUCCCAUGCAUCUGUUCCAUGGUCAGUUCCCGCCAGGGGAAGACAGCCAAAGAAGGACAGACCCAAUAAAGGCACCAGAAAUUUGAACACGGCCAAAUUGUGGGAACUGCUUCUGUGGCUACUGUUGAACCAAAACAAGUACGGUCAUAUAAUCAAGUGGGAGAGCCAGGGGUCCGGUAUCUUCCACAUCAGUGACAGCGACCUUCUGGAACAAGUGUACAACAACUACAAACAGUUCACCAAAAAGGGCGCCAACAAACAGAUCAAACUUGGCAGCAUCACGCGUGCACUGCGCCACUAUUACGAGGACGGCGUGAUCAAACCCGUGAACAAAAAGUACAAGUACAUGUUCGGCCCUAACGCACAAGAGUGGCACCGAGGUGUGACACGACAAAACGCCGUGAAAAGUAUCGAGGAAUGGGAAAAAAGUCCCCUGGGAGCCAUGUUCUAAUGACAGAGAUCCGAAGCAUGAAAUCUCCUGUCACAACUGAAAAUACUGCUAGAAAAAUAGCCCCUAAUAAGACUACUAAUUGCGUGAAAAGGUCGAUAAAUGACCUGCUUGGCAACUAGCUUACCCACCAAAUUCACUACUAACCGCCUCUGCACUUCAAACUAACUAACUUAACACAGCUUAAACUUCUAUCUGCGAGGUCAGAAAUCUCUCUAAAAACAGAAAACUGUGUAAAAACACACAAAUAAUAUAAAAGUUGCCUGAUCCAAUAAUCCUUAGGAUUGUGCUUUAAACUGAUGGGAAAACCUAUUAAAUGAAUGAAAGUAAUAUGUGAUAUGUUUUUGUCAUCCAUAGCUGUAGCUGUAGUAUUGUGCAUGCUAGCUGAUUUUGAAAAAUUGAUUAAAAUAUUUGUAAAUAGCUUAACUGAUUGUUGUCAUCACUAUAACAACCAUGUAAAAUUAUGUUUUAUAUCAAGUUUUUUGAAUAUAUC